GUGCCCACCUUUUCUUUCCAACGUGUCUUUGGGAAGAACCUGUGCCAGCUGAGUUGGAUUAAUGGGGUUUUUGUAUGCGGCGCUAUAAGCUGCGUUCAUGUGUUGAUGUCAGUGAGCAAUAUAUCUAGAGGCUGCUGAGUUUUUGAAACUGGGUUGAGAAGAAAUACAUGUUUAUGGAUGCAAACAAUGGCUACUGGGGUAGUGGGAAGGUGGGUUGUACCUGUAGGUAACUGCAGCAGACCCGCAGUGGAAGUGUUUCACGUGAGACAUGUCUACAGAGCUCAGGAAGCCAGUGAUACCAAGUAAAGCAUUAUUCUAAGCUGAACUAAAACUGCAUAGACUGAAGGGUGGGAGGGAAAUGAUGAGGAAAGCAAUAAGGCAGUAAAAGGGAUUUGGCAGAAGAUAAUGGAGGAUUUUGCUUAAGAAAUGGCCACCUGGUAGUGUGGAGUACUGCUCAGAGGUGAGUCAACCUGUGCCCAGGGUAUGUUAAAGAGCUCCUAUGUGGCAGCAGAGAUGUGCUAUACGUGGUUUCACUGCAGUGUGGUGGGCCUGUGAAUCAAAAUCCUGAGUUGAAAUUACUGUUUCAGUCCUCUGCUACAAUUGAGCACUUGAGAAGGAUGCUGUCCCAUUUCUGAGUAACUGCCUUCAUACCUAAGGAGAGAGUGCCUGCGUUGGUGGCACUCUACAGUCCUAUUACUCCUCUGGUGGCACAGUGCAGGUAGUUUGCUGUGCAGCUGAGCCUGUGUUUAGCUAAUAGCAUCACUGGAUAUAAAUUUUGCAUGCAGUCUGUACUCUUCUGUUCCCUAGGCCUUGUUUCACAUUUGUCUUUGCUGUAAGAGAUGCUUUCAUGCAUUUUUCUCCUACUCAUGUAUAUGUGUCAAAUAAAAGUCAGCAGAAGUCUGUCCUGGGAGAGCACGCAAGUUUGAAGUUGCUUUCUGAUUCCCUGCUGUAAGAGCAGGGGAGACUUUAAGCUUCCAAGUAAUUUUUGUUCUGAUCCUUCUAAGAUUGGACUUUGAGAUCAGGAGUUCUGCUCCCAGGACAGAUGACUCAGAAUGGUUUAGAAGGAGCACAGUGUUUUUUUGAGACCCGAGUGCAAGCGAGCAGAAUGCUCUGGUGAAUGUGGAUCUGUUGUAAAGCAUGAUGGUGAAGUUCAGACCAGACAUAUUUGUAGUACCAAUGAAAGAGGAGAGGUAAUGGAAGAUUGGAAUGAGUUGGACCAUCUUUGCUCAGUGUCAGAUGAAGUAAAGCAUGUAGUUGUGAGAUGCUUUGACAAGACUACAAUGUCUAAAAUGAAUACACAUCAUCUUUCACGCCAUCCAGAUUUUGAUCCUGCUCUUGGAAUGAUGACUGGAAUCCCUCCAAUCAAUCCCAUGAUGCCAGGCUUGGGCAUAGUCCCUCCUCCCAUCCCUCCAGACAUGCCUGCUGUGAAGGAGAUCAUUCACUGCAAGAGCUGCACUCUUUUCCCACCUAACCCACAUCUGCCCCCCCCAGCAACAAGAGAGAGGCCCCCAGGCUGUAAGACCGUGUUUGUCGGGGGGCUGCCGGAAAAUGGAACCGAGCAGAUCAUUAUGGAAGUGUUUGAGCAGUGUGGAGAAGUCAUAGCUAUUCGGAAGAGUAAGAAGAACUUCUGUCACAUCCGCUUCGCUGAGGAAUUCAUGGUGGACAAGGCACUGUAUCUUUCUGGCUAUCGCAUCAGGUUGGGUUCCAGCACUGACAAGAAGGACACCGGGCGCCUGCACGUGGAUUUUGCCCAGGCUCGGGAUGACCUCUAUGAGUGGGAGUGCAAGCAGCGCAUGCUGGCAAGGGAGGAGCGCCAUCGCAGGAGGCUGGAGGAGGAACGCUUCCACCCGCCCUCCCCACCUCCUGUUGUGCAUUACUCUGACCACGAGUGCAGCAUUGUUGCGGAGAAGCUGAAAGAUGACACUAAGUUCUCAGAAGCUGUGCAGACCUUGCUCACCUGGAUAGAGCGUGGAGAAGUGAACAGGAGGACUGCAAACAACUUCUACUCCAUGAUUCAGUCGGCCAACAGCCACAUUCGCAGAUUGGUGAACGAGAAGGCAGCACAUGAGAAGGAGAUGGAAGAAGCUAAAGAGAAGUUCAAGCUUGCUCUCUCAGGGAUUCUGGUUCAGUUCGAGCAAAUAGUGGCCGUGUACCAUUCUGCCUCCAAACAAAAGGCUUGGGACCAUUUCACGAAAGCUCAGCGUAAGAACAUCAGCGUGUGGUGCAAACAAGCAGAGGAGAUUCGUAACAUUCAUAAUGACGAACUAAUGGGCAUUCGAAGAGAGGAGGAAAUGGAAAUGUCUGAUGAAGAAAUAGAAGAUCCAUCAGAAAUGAAAGAAACGGAUGAAUCAGCACUUGUGUCACAGGUGGAAGCCCUGAAAGAAGAAAAUGACAGUCUGCGCUGGCAGCUGGAUGCCUACCGGAAUGAAGUAGAGCUCCUAAAGCAGGAGCACGGCAAAGCCAGCAGGGAUGAAGACACAACCAAAGAGCAGCAGCUGAAACUUCUCCAGCAGGCUCUGCAGGGAAUGCAGCAGCAUCUUUUGAAAGUUCAAGAUGAAUACAAAAAGAGAGAAGCUGAGCUGGAAAAAGUGAAAGAAGACAAACUAAAAAUCGAAACGUUAUUAGAAACCCUUAAGGAGCAGCAAAGCGUAGCAAAUGAAGAGGACAAAGAGAGAGAUGUUACUGAUGGCCAGGGGAAUGAGAGCAGUAUGCCCAGAGUUUGUGCAUGCAGCCAGGAGAAGGAGUGUCCAGUUGAGAAGACGCUGAGCAAUAGCCCUGUGAAAUCAGAACGAGAAGCUCUCUUAGUUGGAAUAAUUUCAACAUUUCUUCACGUGCACCCAUUUGGAGCAAGCAUAGAGUAUAUUUGUUCCUACCUGCAGCGCCUGGACAGCAAAAUUUGCACCACAGAAGUGGAAGUUCUCAUGACCAGACUACAGACAACAUUUAAACAGGAGCUGAGUGGGGUUGGGGCCAGUUUGGAGAAAAAAUGGAAGUUUUGUGGCUUUGAUGGCUUGAAAAUGACUUGAACUUCAGCUGAACUGACUUAACACUGAAAGCAACAGCAGGAUGUGUGCGUCAAGAAAAUUUGGGAUGCCUCUUACCUCUGUUUCUGAUGAUUAUCUUGCACGCAUGGGAUAAUAAUGUAAGUGAAAUUUUAAGUCCAGAUUAGCACUAGGAGAAACUUCAGGUGCUGGAGCUUCUUUGAGUUAUUUUGUUAACAGGCAAAGUGCUGUUUGAUACAUUUUGUGUACAAAGUUCAUGUCUGAUAUUUUCAAGCACAGCAUGUAGACCCAGUGUUUUGCCAAUGUUGUAUCUGUUUCGUGUGCCCAAAUCUCUGGUUAUCACUGUACCUUCUUUUUACUGAUAGAAACAUAUAGACUAUCCACUCAGACAAUAGUUUUCUGGUUUCUAGAACCACCAAAAGGAAAAAAAAAAAAGGCAUUUUUUUUAGACCUUUAUAUGCUAAAAAAGUAAAUAUGUUUAAGCAGAAGAUUUAAUUGAGCCUAACAAUCAGUUCUUUUUCAUGCUCUUUUCUCUACUGAAGGUUUAACUGUUAAGCUAAGGUGAAGGCAGUGUCACCAGGAGUGUGAUUAUAGCAGUACCUCUGGGGUGUGCAUUGCAAAAUCAGUCUAAACAAACUUUUUGUGGGAGGGAUAUUUAAUUUUCUACUGAUCUGGGUGGAGCAAAAGGCCUACAUCAGACCUGUAUUUUUACUGAUUGUUUACCAUCAAAUUUCUCCACCUGCUUUGUUUUUGAGACUGAUCUUCACAAAGUGUGAGAAGCAGCACAGACUGCAGCUUCCCAAGGGCUGUUCCUCAUGUUCUCAGUAAACAUCAGACACUCAGCCCUCUGCAGAAAAUUAGUAAGAUAGACUCUGAAAUGCUUUAACAAUCAAAAAACCAAACGAAAAGGAAUCCACGCUGUCAUCAGACAGAGCUUUGGUAGUGGAUACCUCCUGGAGUUGUAGAAGUGAGUGAGGGACCUGCAUGUAUCUUAUUGUGGUGCAGGCUGCAGAAACAAGUGGAACAAACCUUUCUAUUGGGACCAGGCUGCCCAUGCUGGGGGGGAGCUACCUGCUCACCUUGCUCCUGACACUGAAAGACUGCUACACUGGAAAUCCUUUUAAAGAAAUCUGAGUAUUUGUGUCACUACAAGUGAACGUUGUAUUUUUAAGGAAUAAACAUUUUUUAUGUUCCAA
Messenger RNA from Tympanuchus pallidicinctus (lesser prairie-chicken), 4198 nucleotides. It is a transcript of the gene ENOX2, whose product is annotated as ecto-NOX disulfide-thiol exchanger 2. Gene Ontology annotation, biological process: ultradian rhythm. Gene Ontology annotation, cellular component: external side of plasma membrane; plasma membrane. Lineage: Eukaryota; Metazoa; Chordata; Aves; Galliformes; Phasianidae. Bases 1194 to 3026 code for a protein of 610 amino acids. The record is from RefSeq and is a predicted model, not a curated record. The transcript is spliced from 14 exons. Gene Ontology annotation, molecular function: protein-disulfide reductase activity; RNA binding.